GUUUGCAAGAAGAAGGGAUCAGAGAGAGGCCUUGUUGUUGCAUUCUCAGGGCAUCACAAACAAACAGAAGCCCAGAAUUUAGCAAGUUCUUUCCUUUUCUCGUUCGGAAAAUCUGAGGUUGCCAAUUGCCAUAAUCAUAUGAUUUCUGGAUUCUCACUGAAAAUUCCUCAAUGGGUGUCAGAAAGUCUUAACUUUUGCUACCAAAAAUGGCGUCUUUUUGGUGGUUUUCUUGUAAAAUAAUGCUGAUCAAAACUUAUAAUUGAAGCCAGGGCGAAAUAUUUCAUCAGAGAAAAUCAUGGCUUACAGUAAUUCAAAGUCUGUAAGAUUCCAAGAUGAUCUUGAAUCGGCCAAGUAUGUAAGUAGUAAUGGAGGAGACAAUGUGAUUAAGGUGAAGUACAAGAUUGAUGGAUCGAGGCUGGUAGAGCCAAGCUCUCGAAAGGGGGAGAAUGGUGGGAAGAGCGGGAAAUCGUUGAAGGCUAAAGUACUGUCACGAGUUUUCUCGGAAGACUACGAGAGAGUGAAGAGGAAGAUCUUGGAUCCUCGAGGGCCUAUAAUUCGGAGAUGGAACAAGAUCUUCUUAGUAGCUUGCUUGGUAUCUUUAUUCGUAGACCCUCUGUUCUUUUACCUGCCAGUUUUUAGGGGCAACUUCUGCAUAGAUAUCGGGAUCAGGCUCGAAGUUGCCCUUACGGUUAUAAGAUCAAUAGCUGAUGUGUUUUACGUAUUUCAAAUAUAUGUCCGGUUUAGAACUGCUUAUGUUGCUCCAUCUUCUCGAGUAUUUGGGAGAGGGGAGCUUGUUAUUGAUUCUUCGAAGAUAGCGUUAAGGUACUUGCGAAAAGGCUUUUGGAUUGAUGCCCUUGCUGCAUUGCCUCUUCCCCAGGUGUUGAUAUGGGCCAUCAUCCCUAAUCUCGGUGGCUCAUCGAUGGCAAACACGAAAAACGUUCUUAGAUCAAUCAUCAUCUUUCAGUACCUCCCUCGACUUUACCUCAUAUUCCCGCUUUCAUCCCAAAUCGUUAAGGCUACUGGUGUUGUGACCGAAACUGCUUGGGCCGGGGCUGCUUACAACUUGAUGCUUUAUAUGCUCGCAAGCCAUAUAUUAGGAGCUUGCUGGUAUCUACUUUCGAUCGAGAGACAGGAAGCGUGCUGGCACCAUGUCUGCACUCUCGAGAGCCCUUCGUGCCAAUAUGAUUACUUCGACUGCAACAAGGUGAAGGACCCGAGACGAAAGUCGUGGUUCCUCUCGAGCAAUAUUUCGGAACAAUGCAACCCGGAUAGUACAAGUGGGUACCCGUUCGGGAUAUACAAGGAUGCUUUGACAGAUUCUGUUACAUCCGCAAAGUUUUUCAACAAGUACUUCUACUGUCUCUGGUGGGGUUUGAAGAAUUUAAGUUCUUUGGGGCAAAAUCUUUCUACAAGCACUUAUGUUGCAGAAAUAACCUUUGCCAUCGUAGUUGCAACUCUGGGUCUCGUUCUUUUUGCGUUGCUUAUUGGAAAUAUGCAAACUUAUCUGCAAUCGACCACAGUUCGGUUAGAGGAAUGGAGAAUCAAGAGAACCGAUACAGAACAAUGGAUGCAUCACAGGCAGCUACCUCUGGAGUUAAGGCAGUCUGUGAGGAAGUAUGAUCAGUAUAAAUGGAUUGCGACGAGAGGAGUUGACGAGGAUGCUUUGUUGAAAGGUCUCCCUCUGGAUCUUCGUCGGGAUAUCAAACGCCACUUGUGUUAUGACCUGGUUCGACGGGUCCCCUUGUUUGAUGAGAUGGAUGAGAUGAUGAUAGAUGCGAUUUGCGAGAGGCUGAAGCCGGUUUUGUGCACCCAAGACACGUGCCUGGUGCGGGAGGGUGAUCCUGUCAACGAGAUGCUGUUCAUAAUCCGAGGGAACCUGGAUUCCUACACCACGAAUGGCGGGCGCACUGGAUUCUUCAACUCCUGUGGCAUUGGCCCGGGGGACUUCUGUGGCGAGGAGCUGCUGACGUGGGCGCUGGAUCCCCGCCCCAGCGUGACCCUGCCAUCCUCGACUCGAACCGUGAAAGCGGUUUCCGAAGUGGAGGCGUUCGCCCUCGUGGCAGACGACUUGAAGUUCGUGGCAGCACAGUUCAGAAGGCUGCACAGCAAGCAGCUGAGGCACAAGUUCAGGUUCUACUCCCACCAGUGGAGAAUGUGGGCUGCAACUUUUGUCCAGGCGGCUUGGCGGCGAUACAAGAAGCGAAAGAGCGCCGCUGAGCUAAGAGCAAUGGAGGAGGACGAGGGUGAGAGCGAAGGGAAAACGGCGAAUGGGAAGGCGGAGAUGAAGUCCUCACGGCCUCCCGGUUCGGGGUUUGCUCUCCACGCUGCGAGAUUGGCAGCGAGUAGAAGAGGUCACCAUAGGCGAACGGAUUCGGAUUCUGGUGCAGUUAGCUCACUGCAGAAGCCUGCAGAACCUGAUUUCUCUGUAGAUGAUGAAUGAUAAGUGAAACAUGUUGAAAUGGGAUCAACUUUAGAGGGGAAAGAUGUAUGAAUUAAUGUUGGUUUAGUUAUCAUAAUCCUUUCCCAGUUGGCUUCAAUUCUGCAACAUCAUUGGCAGCAAGUUAGAAUACAAACUAGAAAUUACCAUCAAAUUCAGAUUCUCUACAGAUGUUAGAAUUGCAAUGCAGAAAGGCAAAAGUUGUAAUAUAUAUAUAUACUCAUGUUUUUCUCUUU
Molecule: messenger RNA, 2673 nt
Organism: Ipomoea nil (Japanese morning glory)
Lineage: Eukaryota; Viridiplantae; Streptophyta; Magnoliopsida; Solanales; Convolvulaceae
Product: protein CNGC15b-like
Exons: 8
Coding region: 296-2440 (714 amino acids)
Biological process (GO): transmembrane transport; monoatomic ion transport
Cellular component (GO): membrane
Molecular function (GO): monoatomic ion channel activity; protein binding
Source: RefSeq, a predicted model, not a curated record